GCUAGCUGCAAUGGAGGACCCCCCUGGAAAGACAAGAAAGGGAGGAGGAGAAAAAGUUGGAGAGGAAAUUGAGAAUGAAGAGGGAAAAAAAGAGGAGGGAUGAAGUUAAUAGGUUGACCGCAGAGGUGGCAAAGGUGAAGGAUAGUAGGCAGGAAGUGGAGGCUCAGACAGACACCUCGACCAAAUGGGAUAAGGUGUUGGCGUACCUGGAGGUGUUGAGCGCAGCUUGGAUGGAGGAAUGCCAAGCCAAUAGAGCUCAAGAGGUAGCCGUGAAGGCCAUGCGGUCCGAUUUUCGGGAUUUUGCGCGCGAGAUGGUUACCCACGUUGGAGGGGAAGUCAGGUGGUUGAGAGACAACGUGGGGAAGUUCUGUGAGGGUGCCAUUGAGGGCGCCGAAGUAGUAGCCGCUGCCGAGGGCGAGGCCAGACCUCGCAAAGAACCAGUCAAACUUAAGUUCCCCGAUGCUUAUGGUGGGAAAUCUGACGAGAACUUCGAUAACCGGGAGGCUAGCGUAAACAGUUACGUUUACUUACAGCACAUCGUACAGGACGAUCAGGUCCUGGUAGCCUUCCAGGCCCUCAAGGACGAAGCGGCUAGUUUUGCUAGGUCUCUCGCGCGCGCGGCCGGUUGUGAAAGCAACAUGGUCGCCUAUUCCAAGGUUACCCCCCUCCCUCAAUUCUUCAAGCUCCUGAGGGAGCGAUUCGCUGAUCUUCGCAGAGGCGUUAGAGCCUCUGACAAACUACAAACCAUCCACUCACAACAGUGGAGGAGUGUCGAGGCACUCAAGGCAGUAAUGGACGACCUGGUGGCCAUCCCGGACCAUGGGGUGACUGAGUCCCAGUUGGUCCAGCUAUUUUAUCGUACAAUGUUAGAGCCCCUGCGUGGGCACUUCUUUGACAAGUCCCAACAGCCCACCAUGACGUUGGUCGUAGUUUAUUUAGAUGACAUCUUAGUUUUCAGUAAGACCCUCCAGGAGCAUCAGGGUCAUCUGAGGCAGGUCUUGGAGAAGUUGAGAGAGUCAAACUUCAAGAUCAACGCGAAGAAGUGCGAGUGGGCCAAGACACAAGUUUUGUACUUGGGCCACGUAUUAGACGGGGAUGGCAUCAAGCCUGAGGACAACAAGAUAGCGACAAUUAGAGACUGGCCAACGCUCCGCACAUUGACAGAGUUGCGGUCGUUCUUAGGCCUAGCUAACUACUAUAGAAAGUUCGUGAGGAACUUUUCUACUAUCGCCGCUCCCUUGCGCAGGUCGCUUAAGAAGGAGGCAAUCUGGCAAUGGGAUAGAGAUUGUACGUCUGCGCUCAAGAAGUUAAAGCACGCGUUAAUAGAGUACCCUAUCCUCAAAGUAGCAGAUUCGUCUUUGCCGUUUGUUGUCACCACGGACGUGAGUCAGUAUGGGAUAGGCGCCGUGUUACAGCAGGACGACGACAAUGGCUAUAGACCCGUAGAGUUCAUGUCAGCGAGGAUGCCCUCAGAGAAGGUAGCCACCUCGACAUACGAGAGACAACUCUAUGCUCUCAGGCAGGCCUUAGAGCACUGGAAACAUUACCUGCUUGGGAGGCACUUCAAAGUGUAUUCUGACCAUGAGACGCUUAGAUGGUUAAAGACCCAGGCCAAGAUGACACCUAAGUUGACUAGGUGGUCCGCGGAGAUAGACCAGUAUGACUUUGAGCUCAAGCCAGUAAAGGGCAAGUUCAACGUAGUUGCGGAUGCUCUAAGUAGGAGAUCAUACUACUUUGGAGCCAUUGUACACUAUCUGGAUAUAGGGAGAGACCUGCAGGAGAAAGUGAGGCAAGCGUAUGCGCAGGACCCUAUCUAUAGCGACCUCCUAAAGAGAGUUAGAGAGGCCCGAGAGACCGAACCAGAUUACCGCACUACAGACGGGUUGCUGUUUGAGAAGACUAACGUAUUCGACCGUCUAUGCAUUCCCAACAGGGAGGAAGAUUUGCAGUUUGACCCAAGGGGAAUGCCACGAUACAGAGGGACAUUUCGGUUGGCAAAAGACUCUAGCCAAUCUAAUGCGUGCGUAUACCUGGCCAGGAAUGAAGAAUGACUGCAUAGAGUAUGUCCGCAGUUGCAAAGUUUGCCAGAGGAACAAGACCACUACGCAUGCCCCUCUAGGUCUUCUCAGACCCUUGCCUAUUCCUGAUCAGCCGGGAGACUCAGUGUCCAUAGACUUCAUGGAUACCCAAGUCAAGAGUAGACAUGGUAAGCGCCACGUCAUGGUCAUAGUUGACCGAUUUAGCAAGUAUGCAGUUUUUGUUCCUUUGCCUACAGAGGCACGUACCGAAUUAGUUAUUCAGAAGUUCUUUGAUUUUUGGGUCAAUGAACAUGGAGUCCCGUUGUCUAUAGUUAGCGAUAGAGAUAGCCGCUUCACUAGCCAGAACUGGCAGGAACUCAUGAGAGUCUAUGGGUCAAAGUUGCUGAUGUCGUCUGGCCGCCAUCCAGAAACUAACGGUCAGACUGAGCAGAUGAACAAAAUCCUGCAGCAAGU
Chara braunii is the source of this 2492-nucleotide messenger RNA. Lineage: Eukaryota; Viridiplantae; Streptophyta; Charophyceae; Charales; Characeae. The record is from the annotation of a GenBank genome assembly.